AUGUUACCCUUAAAACUCUUCGAUUUUAGGUUAAAUCUGAUGGUACAAAAAGCAAUGUCUGAUUCACCCGACACAACUCCGGAUUUUCAUGUUUCAAGAAAAAUAAAGAAGCCUUUAAUGGAAAAAAUGAGGAGAACACGAAUAAAUAAAUGCUUGGAUAGAUUAAAAGAUAUUUUGUUGGAAAUCACCCCACGGCAAGGAACGAAACUGGAAAAGGCAGACAUCCUUGAAUGGACAGUGGAAUUUGUACGACGCGCUCAUCAAGCAAAAAUAUUGGGAAUCGUUGAUCGUGACUUGGUACCACUCUGCAGCAAGUGGUAUUCAGAGGGUUUCUCGAUGGCUACUGCUGUUUGUGGGCAUUAUUUAGAGACAAGGAAUGGCCUUUUUCCAACCGCAUUUUUAGCCCAUCAAUUCAAAGUUGAACUUCUACAAUAUCUGCAAUCACAACAACAAUCAAUUAUCUCUAGUUGUUUGACUAAUCAAUCAACAGAGCAGGUACCUUGUACUAAUCAGCUGCAAUCUCAGCCUUCAGUGCUUUUAUAUAAUAGAUUUCCGAUGGCACCGGUGAAAUUACAUCAAUACAGCGGUCAAAUGUUACCGCCUGAUCCACAAACAUUUAUGGUGCAACAAUGUCACUUAUCAUGUGAACCGACUAUUAUGGAGCAUUCAUUAAACGUAGGCACUAAAAAAGAAAAGGAAAUUAAAGCGAUCAAAGACGGAACCUCAUCAGUUGUUUCAAAGGGAAAUAUAAGUGAAGUUGGGAAAAUCUCUUCUGUUUCCGAAAGUGAACAAACAAAUUUAACGUCAUCGAAACGCUUUGUUAAUCCCAAUUCAAGCGUUUCAAAGCAUAAUUUGUUGGAUUUAACACCGGAAAAUUCGAAAAUUUUCAAUAAGAACAUAGGCAUCGAUAUACCUAAACAAUGUUCACUUUGGCGUCCAUUUUGA
Messenger RNA from Dracunculus medinensis (Guinea worm), 945 nucleotides. The record is from the annotation of a GenBank genome assembly. NCBI's taxonomy places the organism in Eukaryota, Metazoa, Nematoda, Chromadorea, Rhabditida, Dracunculidae.